This is a messenger RNA of Aspergillus fischeri NRRL 181, 1308 nucleotides long. RefSeq lists its product as uncharacterized. The coding region runs from base 1 to 1308 and encodes 435 amino acids. The record is from RefSeq and is a predicted model, not a curated record. Lineage: Eukaryota; Fungi; Ascomycota; Eurotiomycetes; Eurotiales; Aspergillaceae. The transcript is spliced from 2 exons.
AUGGCACACGAAGAGCACAGCAUCAAUUGGAACAUCCUAGCUGCUAACCUCAACCACCGCUCUCCCUCCUACCCCGCGGCAGACCUAGCUUCCAAUCUGUACUUUCGGUUCAAACCUACGCAGGGGCAGGAGAUCGGCUCCUUUAUCGAAUCCUUUGUGAGGACCCUCGGAAAACAUACGGAGGACGAGCGCCGGAAAUAUCCAGAUCGAUACUCACCCUUCACACCAAAGGAGCUGGUCCUGAACGACCGCGUGGCGGAGCAAAUCCGCACCCUUGCCUACCGAUGGUGCAAGGCCUACAAGUGGCCACUGGAGGACAAGGUCCACAUGACAGAAGGGCUGUGCCGACAUGUGGACAGCGAGAGUUUUGCCUGUGGGUGUUCCCUGCCCUACCACGAACGGAAGGCAGCCGCUUUCCAGCGGUCGUAUCGUAGAAACAGUUGCUACACGUUUUAUGCCGAAAACACCGAGGUGUUUUAUAAUUUGCAGGUGCUGAACGCACUCCUUGUUCUGGGGGAGAUGGAUACGGUGCUACGACUGUGCGCGACACCAGAUACCAAUCUGAAGGAAUCGAUGCGUGUGGGGCAUUGUCAAUGUCUGGAACGGGAUCUUGGCUGGGACCAAGUCUUCGAAGCCGCUCUAAACAUCUACCUCCUUCUCAACAUCCUUUACUGCUUCCCCGAGCUCUGGGACCCAGCGGCCCGGCAAGCCCGAAACAAGAAACGGACCGACGAGUACCGCGCCACGCGGAUGUAUCAGCAGACUGUCGAAAUCUGGACCCACGACGGGUCGGAAAGCGAAGUCUCGCGCCACCCUCACCGUCAAUUUUUCGGCCUUGAGGGCCAUUUCAGCUACCCAUUACAGAUCUCGCGCGGGGGAGCCGCCGGCGUCCAGCAUCAGACCCGAAGCGCCGUCGACGUGGCGCGGGUUGAAGCGUAUCUUCGGGCGAAACGGUUGCCACAGGAGCUAGUUCUGCAAAUCACAGCCUGCACAGAGUAUGAUCGUUCGCGCUCGCGUUCGCGGCUCCCGGUGCCACAUGAUCCGCUUCAUCGACGGAACCGGAGGCAGCUACGGCGGCAUUUGGACCACUGCUGGCGGAUAAUGGUCCACUGCAAUAUGCUGGCGCGGGAACUGGGCACCAGGAUCAACUGGGAGUUACGGGUGGUCGAGGCGCUGGACCGCAUGGUGUCGAGUCCGGCGGGGAUGAAGCUAUGUGAACGUGAGGCGCACGAGUCGGAUGAAUUUUGGCAGACGACGCUGAGAGGAGGGAGUGGUGAAUUUCCGUAUAGUAUCCCGGACCCGGACUAG